This is a messenger RNA of Centrocercus urophasianus (Greater sage-grouse), 2997 nucleotides long. RefSeq names its product transmembrane protein 209 (gene TMEM209). Bases 112 to 1794 code for a protein of 560 amino acids. The transcript is spliced from 15 exons. Gene Ontology annotation, cellular component: membrane. NCBI's taxonomy places the organism in Eukaryota, Metazoa, Chordata, Aves, Galliformes, Phasianidae. The record is from RefSeq and is a predicted model, not a curated record.
GCAGGCGUAGACGGUGCGGCUGUUGUGGCUGAGUGAAGGGAGCGCGGUGAGGUCGGCGGUGUUUCCGUUGUCCUUGUGUGUCUUUGCGGCUUUCCCGCUCCGCAGCAGAUCAUGACACCAGAACAGAGUCCAACCACUUCCCUCAUCGACAGGACCAUCAAGAUGAGAAAAGAGACAGAAGCCCGGAAGGUGGUCUUGGCCUGGGGCCUCCUUAACGUCUCAUUUGCAGGCAUGAUAUAUACUGAAAUGACUGGAAAACUCAUAAGCACGUAUUACAACAUAACAUACUGGCCACUCUGGUAUAUCGAACUUGCAUUUGCAUCUCUGUUCAGCCUGAAUGCUUUGUUUGAUUUCUGGAGGUACUUCAAAUACACGGUGGCACCAACGAGUUUGGUUAUGAGUCCUGGACAGCAGACCCUGCUGGGGCUGCAGAAUACAGCGGUACAAACAACUCCACCACGUGAGCUGACAGCAAAGAAAGUCCCUUCUUCAACACCUUCUCCUCCGAUCCAGGGUCAAAGUGUGCUGAGUUACAGCCCAUCUCGCUCUCCUAGUGCCAGUCCAAAGUUUACCACCAGUUGUAUCCCAGGUUACAGCCCCCAGCUGCAGGCUCUGUCCAACAGCAGUGCUUCUUACAGCACUAGCAUCACUUAUUCACCAGGCAGCACCUACAAUAAGAUUUCCAACUUCAGCCCCUCUCCUGGUGGAUCUCCGUACCCCACCAGCAUUGGACCAGUGGAAAGUGGUGGGCUGAGGUCUCGUUACCGCUCUUCGCCCAUUCUCUACAAUUCUCCUACUGGCAAAGAGGAUUACAUGACAGACCUGAAGUCGUUGGACACCUUCCUUCGAAGUGAAGAGGAGAAGCAGCAUCGAGUUCAGUUGGGAAGUUCAGAUUCCAGCUCUCCUUCCAGCAGCCCAACCUUUUGGAACUACAGCCGUUCCAUGGGAGACUAUGCCCAGAUUCUGAGGAAGUUCCAGUAUCAGCUGGCUUGCAGGUCCCAGGCUCCAUCAGCACACAAAGAUGAAGCUGAUCUGAGUUCAAAGCAGGCUGCAGAGGAGGUUUGGGCACGAGUGACGAUGAAUCGACAGCUGCUUGAUCACAUGGACUCCUGGACUGCAAAGUUCAGAAAUUGGAUUAAUGAAACUAUUCUGGUGCCACUUGUUCAAGAGAUUGAGUCUGUGAGCACUCAACUGAGAAGAAUGGGGUGUCCAGAACUGCAGAUUGGAGAAGCCAGCAUCAGCAGCCUGAAGCAGGCAGCGCUCGUGAAAGCUCCUCUCAUUCCAACCCUGAAUGCUAUCGUGCAAUAUUUGGAUCUUACACCAAACCAGGAAUACUUGGUCGAAAGGAUCAAAGAGCUUUCACAGGGAGGCUGCAUGAGUUCCUUCCGAUGGAACCGAGGAGGAGAUUUCAAAGGCCGUAAGUGGGACACCGACCUGCCCACAGACUCUUCUAUCAUCAUGCACGUGUUCUGCACUUACCUGGACUCCAGACUCCCACCUCACCCCAAAUAUCCUGAUGGCAAAACCUUUACUUCCCAGCACUUCAUUCAAACACCUGACAAACCAGACACUUCGAAUGAAAACGUGUUUUGCAUCUACCAAAGCAGCAUCAACCCACCCCACUACGAGCUGAUCUACCAGCGCCACGUCUACAAUCUGCCCAAGGGCAGAAACAACAUGUUCCACACCUUGCUCAUGUUUCUGUAUAUCAUAAAGACAAAGGAAUCUGGGAUGCUGGGACGUGUAAACCUUGGCUUGUCGGGAGUCAACGUGCUGUGGAUUUUUGGAGAAUAACACCUCAUGUUCAAAAAGAUGAUGAGCUGGCUUCUGGCAAGACAAAGUGAGCAGUCAUUGCCUUGUUGACUUGAACACAGACUGUGAAACACAAUCCUUUAGCUCUGCUCUGUGAGCAGAGAAGUGUUUAUAAUUCCUGGACAGGUUUCACCAUCACAUUCUUUAAAACAUUUUGUUAUUGAAACACUCCAGGAUCUGAAUUCUGGGCAGAUUUUCUCUUUCCAUCUCUUCACCUCAGCAAACCCUGCUUAAAAAAGCCCUUUCCUGUUGGUGUUUUGUGUACCCUCCAGUGCCAUCACUACUGUGAAGAUGAACUGUGCCAGAUGGAAAGAGAAAACUGAUUUCAGUAUGUAAGAUCUUUUUAGGUUUUUGUUUUUCUUUUAAAAUAAGCAAGUUUGGGUGUCUUGCUAAGCUGUGAAACACCGUGGGCGCCUUGAGUACAACCCCAACAUCUCCCUUUGCCUUUGCUUUUUUGUUUUUUAUUAUUUUUUAUCUCAUUUUACUUCUCCCAUCAGCUUUUCUCCUGGUACCCCCUCAUUCUGGAGGCCGUGCAGCCUGGCUUUCAGCAUCUCUGGAUGAUACCAAACUCUGUGAACCCGGCCCCAUUUUGAGACAUGUUUGUUUCAGAGAUACAUUUGGUUCUUCAAAGAUACAUUUUGGCGUUUGCCAAAAAGAAAAAAAACACAACCAAAGCACCUUUUUAACACGGGUAGGAGGAGAGAUUUCAGUAAUGUACGUAGCUUAAUUUUGUUAAGCAGGGAUAAAAAUUCACUGCCCUGAGUUGCUGAAGCUUUUUGUGAGCUUAAGGCAGGGAGGUCGCUUUGUUCCUUUUGCAUCUCAGCUUCCACGGGGUCCUUUAUUUGCUACUGUCAACUGCCAGAAACCAUUUGCACAUCUAAAAUGGGAGAACUACGUGGGGCUGUGACUGGGACUGAGCAUUCCCUGUGUUCUGUUAUGUAUUUUUGUACUGUAUACAUCUAUCUUUUUCACUCAGUUUUGUCCUGCCAGCCCCAGGCAUGCACCAACACGAACUGAGGUCUCAUGAUUUGCUCAGGGCAGGUGCUGUCACCUCUCUGUAAAUGGAAGAACCAAUUGUUUUGUGACUCUGUUUUGAGGGAGGCACAGGUUAUUAUUUUUUCCUCUGAUGGCUGACAACAAAAUGGCUCAUUUGGUUCCUGCAUUAAAUGGGUUCAUCUCCGUCAA